AUGUCGUCGGCUUACGGUGGCCUCCUACGGCUGAUUCUCUUGAUAGCAGUCGCGCUGCUAUCCGUGAUACUCCCCGGGCACGCCUACGAGUCGCUCUCCGAUGAGACCCUGAAAUCUCUCCCGCGGCCAUAUAAUGACUUCGACAUCAACUCCGGCUCCCUUCUAUCUCCCAUCCUCAUACCCCGUGUCCCCGGUACCUCCGGUCACACCGCCGUCUUGAACCACUUUGCGGACUUCUUUCGGACGACUUUACCUAAUUGGAGGGUAGAAUACCAAAAUUCAACAUCGAAAACACCAGUUUCGAACGGCAAGGAAGUCCCAUUCGUCAAUUUCAUCGCAGCGCGAGACCCGCCAUGGGCUGCCGUUGGCGACGUAGGACGGCUUACGUUGGUCGCGCAUUACGAUAGUAAAUACGAACCGGAGGGCUUUAUCGGGGCGAUCGACAGUGCUGCGCCGUGCGCUAUGAUCAUGCAUGCCAUGCGGAGUAUUGAUGAAGCUUUGACGCGGAAAUGGGAGAAGAUGGAAGCAGAAGGCCAUGCGGAUGCGUCGCUGGAGGAACAGAAGGGGAUACAAAUAAUACUGCUGGAUGGGGAGGAGGCGUUCGUUCAAUGGACUGCUACUGAUUCAUUGUACGGAUCACGCGCAUUGGCGGAGCACUGGGAUAAUCAAGUGAAUCCCGCCAUGUCGUCGUUCAAGACCCCGUUGAACUCGAUUUCUCUGUUCGUCCUCCUGGACCUUCUCGGUUCCAAGGAUCCAGCAGUGCAGUCCUACUACCAGACUACACAUUGGGCCUAUCAAAACAUCGCGACCAUAGAGCAACGUCUUCGGGAUCUCAAGCAGUUCAAGUCAGCCGACAGUCAGCGGUGGUUCAUCGACAGCUCGAAGGACGAUCACAAUCUCAAAACAUACGGUGGCAUACAAGACGACCAUAUCCCCUUUCUUCAGCGCGGAGUGGAAAUCCUGCAUCUCAUCGAUGCUGCGCCUUUCAAGGGAUUUCCCAAGGUCUGGCAUACCAUGGAUGACAAUGCUGAGAAUCUGGACAUGGAUACUGUCGAGGACUGGAGUAUGCUCGUCACGGCAUUUGCGGCAGAGUGGAUGGAGUUGGAGGGAUUUUUUGAACCUGCUUCUGGAAGGCGAGGUAAUGGAAAUGUGAAACGCUCUGCGAGCUAUGAUUGGGACAAGACUGAGCUUUCGGAACAGUAG
Molecule: messenger RNA, 1203 nt
Organism: Aspergillus chevalieri
Lineage: Eukaryota; Fungi; Ascomycota; Eurotiomycetes; Eurotiales; Aspergillaceae
Product: glutaminyl-peptide cyclotransferase family protein
Exons: 2
Coding region: 1-1203 (400 amino acids)
Molecular function (GO): zinc ion binding; glutaminyl-peptide cyclotransferase activity
Source: RefSeq, a predicted model, not a curated record